AUGAGUGUGAGCUAUCUAACUUUUGUGAAGCUCCUGCAACCAAUCAUCAUACUCACGUUGCUCUUGCAGGCUGAGUUGUUCAUCAUAGGCUCAUGUUGGAGAACUGGAGAUGCGAACACUAGUUGCCUGCACAAGGAAAGACGAGCCCUUCUCAACAUGAAGAAUGCCUUCGUGGAUGAUUCGGGUCGUUUGUCUUCAUGGGGCUCUUCUCCAGAUUGUUGCCAUUGGAGUGGUGUUCUCUGCAAUCCUGACACUGGCCAUGUUGAGAUGCUGCAUCUUCAUGGUGAUUUUGAGACCAAGCAACCUUUAAGAGGUGAGAUUAGCUCAUCAUUGACAGAGUUGCAAAAGUUAAAUUAUUUAGAUCUUAGUUUCAAUGAUUUCAAUGGCAGUCAAAUCCCAAAAUUCCUUGCUUCCCUCUCCAAAUUAAGAUACCUCGGUCUCUCUGAUUCUUCUUUUGGCAAAGAAAUACCAACUGAACUUGGCAAGCUUUCAAACUUGCGAAUUCUAAAUCAUUCGGACAAUUCUUUGGUUGGUAAUAUACCUUUCCAUCUUGCAAACCUUUUAGGUCUACAAGAGCUCCACCUUGAUUGGAAUCAUUUAGUGGGCAAUAUCCCUAGCCAACUUGGUAAUCUUUCAAGCUUAAAGAUACUUUCAAUUGGCAACAAUGAUGCUUUGGAACUUGAUGACAAGAGCUUGGUCAACUUUGAGUGGCUUUCCAAUCUUCAGUCAUUAAUUUUGCUUGAUUUAAGCUCUGUUUUUAAUCUUAAUUACUCUAGCAAAUUGUUGCCAAUUAUUGGCAAGCUUCCAAACUUGAGAGAGCUAUGGCUUGCAAACUAUAGCCUGACAGACAAUAAUAUUCUCUCAACUCCUCCAUCCCAUUUGAAUUUUUCUACAUCUCUUGUGACUCUUGUUUUCGAUGACAACAAGCUCACAUCAUCAUUAUUCCCUUGGCUGUUCAAUCUAAGCUCUAAUCUUGCAGACCUUUCUCUACAAAAUAACCACUUUACUGGUCCCAUUCCAGUCGAUUUUGGAAAAAACAUGAACUCUUUAGUGUCCGUUUGUCUUUCUGAUAACGAGCUAAAUGGAACAAUCAGUGACAUCCAUUUUGAUAACCUCACCAAGUUACAAGACUUGGAAUUAUCUAAUAACUUGUUGACCCUCAAAUUCAGCAACCAUUGGAUUCCACCUUUUCAAUUACGAGUACUAGGGUUAGCACACUGUAAGUUGGGUCCUGGAUUUCCUAGAUGGCUUCGCACUCAAAAUAAUUUACAAGUUUUAUCUAUUUUUGAUGCUGAAAUCAAUGAUUCUAUACCAAAGUGGUUUUGGAGACUUAUAGAGGGAGCAAAUGUACUUCAAAUAGAAUCCAGCAAUCUCACAAGGGCAAUUCCAGAUUGGCCACUUGAAUUUAAUGUUUAUGAUAUACCAUUCGCUUCAAAUCAAAUUAAAGGUGCCAUUCCACCAUUCCUGCUAAAGAUUCGAUCUUUAGACAUUUCACAAAAUCAAAUUUCAAAAUUUGUUCUUCCAUGUGACAAGCAAAUGAGUGCAAUUGUUGAAAAUUUGGCAGUUUUAAAUCUCUCAAGUAAUAAUUUAUUGGGGCAACUUCCUAAUUGUUGGGAUCAUUUCAAAUCUUUAAGGAUUUUGGAUUUAUCUAAUAAUCAACUCUCAGGAAGGGUUCCUAACUCUAUAGGGUCCUUAACUCAACUUAAGAUGUUAGUUUUGCGAAACAAUCGCUUCAGUGGUGGACUUCCCUCCUUGGAGAAUACAAAUGAAAUGGGAAUGUUAGAUUUGGAAAAAAAAAUUACUUGUUAG
Neltuma alba is the source of this 1809-nucleotide messenger RNA. Its product is annotated as receptor-like protein EIX1. The transcript has a single exon. Gene Ontology annotation, molecular function: protein binding. The record is from RefSeq and is a predicted model, not a curated record. Bases 1 to 1809 code for a protein of 602 amino acids. Lineage: Eukaryota; Viridiplantae; Streptophyta; Magnoliopsida; Fabales; Fabaceae.